Messenger RNA from Verticillium alfalfae VaMs.102, 2184 nucleotides. RefSeq lists its product as hypothetical. The transcript has 3 exons. NCBI's taxonomy places the organism in Eukaryota, Fungi, Ascomycota, Sordariomycetes, Glomerellales, Plectosphaerellaceae. The record is from RefSeq and is a predicted model, not a curated record. The coding region runs from base 457 to 2184 and encodes 575 amino acids.
GCCCUUUCUUCUAGGUUAAGGAGUUUCCGCCUGUAUUUUGUCCCACCCCCCUUCAGCUCCCAGACCAUCGCGCUGCUCGACGGUCAACGGGGUCCCGUAUUGCCUCUUCCCUUUCACAUUGCUUUUCACGUCCCUCGACGCUUGACUGCUUUGACUGGCACGGUAUUCUUCACGCCCAUUCCGUCUUUGGCUUCUGCAGCAUUGCUUCCACGCUUUGCACCACAUUCGUUUAUCUGCCACCACCGCGACAACGACGAGGAGAUUUCACUAGUCAACAGAGCAGAACUCGUUUCUACCUCUCGAACUCACUCCUCUACUGCCCUCCCCCCUCGCAUCCAGUCUCACAAGGCAACUUGCGAAACAACAAUCUGAACGAACCAACAAACAUCGAGGCCACGCACAAACACAACGUCGAUGCUCGAAUAAUCUCUCGCUCGGAAUCCUCCCCCCUUCGUAAUGGAGCGAGUCUCAUCCUUCCUCAGCAAUCGUUCGUCCAGGUCCAACUCUGCCACAUCCAACACCAUUCUCCACGAGAAGUCCGAACUCCCACCACCUUCCCAACACAAGAAGACCAAACUCCGAAUGCGCGCGUUACUCGGACACUGCCUUUACAGGCGGGUGACGCUAUGGAGCGUCCUGAUCUUGGUCAUCAUGUCCAUGGUCCUGCUGAAGACAGCCGUCCACACCAAGAACGGCAGGGUCGUAGGCGGCGACGGGUUCCUCAGCGGUAACAGCCCUGAGGAGCAGAACACCAACCACCCCGUCUGGAUUGGCUAUAAGCAUCUCAAUGGCUACUUCAACGGCCUCAAGUCGCUCGUUCCCGUGUCCAACCACACGGCGGAGUGGCCCAACCCCGGGUACAAGGAACCCAUCACGGAGGUCACCCUGACCCACGAGACGGCGCCUCUUCCCAAACCGUACAGGCCUCAGCCUGAUUACGAGUCGGCCGCGUACCUCGCUGCCCACCCUCGCGUCAACGAGUGCUUCUUGGACGAGAAGAAGACGCCUGUGCCCGACACCUGGGCUUUCCAGGGUCUGCCUCAGUCAAUGCCCGACCCGGCUCUCGGCGACUACAACAUCCUCGGUAUCCGCAAUGAUAUCUGCUUCGACCGCUUCGGUCGCUAUGGCCCCUAUGGUCUCGGUUACAGCGCCCAAGAGGGCGGCACCGGCGAGGGCUUGGACACCGAACGCUCCGGCUCGGAAGUUGUCUGGUCGAAGACUGGUAAGAUCGACUACACCAACGUCGACUGGGGUGAUGCUCAGGAGCGCUGUGUCGCCCGCAACCAGCACCGUUUCGUCAAUGAGACGGAUGAGGUCAGGGACCCGACCCUCGGGCCUGCCAAGGGCAUUCAGAAGCUUGAGCGAACUGCUGUCCUCGUCCGUACCUAUGUUGGUUUCCGUUGGACUCAGCAUGUCAUCCUCAACUUCCGCGCCAUGAUUGCUGAGCUUGCUCUCAAGUCGGGCGGCGAGUACACCCUUCACUUCCUCCUUCAUGUGAAGAACCUCGAUGCUCCCAUCUGGUCGGACCCUUCGGUUGUCCAGGACAUCCUCGACGCCAACGUGCCGGCCGAGUUCCACACCAUUUGCACCCUCUGGUCUGAGGCUCAGAUGCGUCUCUACUAUCCUGGCACCUUUUCCGAACCCUUCGAAAACCCCUCGAACCGCGACAUUCACGGCGUCUACCGUUCUGCGCACAUGCCAAUGCAGAUUUUCGCCCUGCAGCAUCCUGAGUACGCUCACUUCUGGAAUUGGGAGCUCGACAUGCGUUACACUGGCUCCUACUAUGAGCUGUUUGACCGUGCCGCAGCUGGGCCAAGAAGCAGUCGCGCUGCGUACGCCCCCCACCCUGUCUACCUCGACCGUGGAUGGCAGUACGAACAGAUCGAGGCUGCCUUCAAUGGCGGUCGCGAUGGCACGUCAGGUGGCCCUGGCAGCCCCUUCGAUAUUGAGAACGAGCACAACCACAAGGGCACUAGCUGGUACUUCAACUCUGAGUUUGCCGGACUUACAUGGCGCCGCUGGCUCGGCUACGCCCAGAUGGAUGGCCGAACCAAUCGCGCUGGUGAGGGAACGAUGCGUGGUGGUCUCCAGGAGGAGUCCUCGGCGAUGAGUUCCGGCCGCAUGUGCUUGCGCAGCAUGCUGGUGCAUCCCAUCAAGUUCGAGAACCCAGAUGAGCGCUCAUAG